AACUCGAUUCACGUCACCGUCGCCGGUAUGGUGGGUACCUGGUGGUUUGAACCGGAAGACGCUUCCUGCUGCUGCUCGCCUUCCGUCAAUAAUAGCUUUUUGCGCACCAUCACGACCUCGUUUGGUUCCAUUUGCUUCGGUUCUUUGAUCGUGGCCGUCAUUCGGGCGUUGCAAAUGCUCGCCAACGCCGCCCGGGCCAACGACGACGGAAAUUUUCUGGUCUGCAUUGCCGAGUGCAUCCUAUCCUGCCUGGCGUCCAUUGUCGAAUACUUUAACAAGUGGGCCUUUAUCUACGUUGGCCUUUACGGGUAUGGAUACAUGGAAGCCGGCAAGAACGUCUUUACACUCUUCCGGAACCGUGGUUGGGAAGCCGUUAUUGCGGACGAUCUCAUCAACAAUACGCUCUUUUUAAUUUCCGUUAUUAUGGGUGGGAUCAUGGGCAGUAUCGCGUUGAUCAUUUCGCUCGUUUCCGAUCUUUUUGAGGACGCCGGUGGCAACGAAAAGGGCAUUGCCUUUGCGUUGGGCUUUGUGAUUGGUUUAGUCAUGACGAGUAUCGCCAUGAGCACCAUUGCGUCGGCCGUGAACGCGAUAAUUGUGCUCUUUGCCGAAGCGCCGGCCGAAUUUCAGCAA
Molecule: messenger RNA, 630 nt
Organism: Phaeodactylum tricornutum CCAP 1055/1
Lineage: Eukaryota; Bacillariophyta; Bacillariophyceae; Surirellales; Neidiaceae
Exons: 1
Biological process (GO): transmembrane transport
Cellular component (GO): membrane
Molecular function (GO): transmembrane transporter activity
Source: RefSeq, a predicted model, not a curated record